Puccinia triticina is the source of this 438-nucleotide messenger RNA. RefSeq lists its product as uncharacterized. Gene Ontology annotation, biological process: protein import into nucleus. Gene Ontology annotation, cellular component: nuclear pore central transport channel. The transcript is spliced from 6 exons. The coding region runs from base 1 to 438 and encodes 145 amino acids. The record is from RefSeq and is a predicted model, not a curated record. Lineage: Eukaryota; Fungi; Basidiomycota; Pucciniomycetes; Pucciniales; Pucciniaceae.
AUGUCCAGCCCUUCUGAAGUCGCUACUCAGUUCGUACAAUUUUAUUAUGAAAAAUUUGAUACGGACCGGAGUCAACUAGCACCACUCUACCGCGAAACGUCUAUGCUGACAUUCGAAGCCAGCCCAUACCUCGGGACUGCGAAUAUUGUCAAGAAGCUCCAAGAGUUGCCGUUCACCAAGGUGACCCACCAAGUACACACGCUCGAUGCUCAGCCCUCUAACUCGGCCAACCCAAGCAUCAUCGUGCUUGUCACUGGUGCACUCCAAGUCGACGGUGAAGCGAACCCCCUCAGGUUCUCUCAAGCGUUCCAUCUUGUUCAGGAAAAUGGAACCUACUUUGUCCUCAAUGAUGUUUUCCGACUCGUAUAUGUCAGUCAACGUUUCUCACUAUCGAUCACAAAGUCUCAUCGAGCCCGUCAAGCUUUAAAGCCCUGCUGA